AUGCCAGUUUUUAAUGAUACUGCUUCUGACAGGCCCACCUUCUCCUUCAUUAGAAUCCCUGGCUUGGAGACUGCAUAUAUAUGGAUCUCAAUCCCUUUCUGUCUCAUGUACCUGGUGGCCCUUGCAGGCAAUUCUCUUCUCAUCAUACUAGUUCGAGCAGAACAAACUCUUCAUGAACCCCAGUUUUAUUUUUUAGCCAUGCUUGCUCUCACUGACCUAGGCCUUUCCUUGACUACAAUGCCUAGUGUCAUGGCUAUCUUCUGGUUUGACAUCCGCCAUAUUGGUUUGGAUGCUUGUUUGACUCAGAUGUUCUUCAUCCAUACUCUGUCCUCAGUAGAAUCAGGUGUCCUGGUGGCCAUGGCUUUUGACCGCUUGAUAGCUAUCUGUGCUCCACUAAACUACAUGAGGAUCCUGACCCAUUAUACUGUUGCCUGCCUUAGUGGAGCUGCUCUCCUACGAGGUGCUACUCUGCUGGCUCCUCUGCCUUUCUUCCUCAGGACCUUUCCUUUUUGUGGAGCCAACAUCCUCUCUCAUUAUUACUGCUACUAUCCAGAUAUGCUGAACCUGGCUUGUGGAGAUGUUACUUUCAGCAGCAUCUAUGGAUUGGUUUGUGUGCUUUGCACAUUUGCAGUGGAUGCUGUCUUCAUCCUAGCAUCUUACAUGAAAAUCUUGGGCACUAUUAUGAAGCUGGGGACCCAGGAGAGAAACUGGAGAUCAUUGCAGACUUGUGCUUGCCACCUCUGUACAGUGUUUGUGUUUUAUUUGCCUCUGAUCAGUCUGGCAGUACUGCAUCGUUACAGUCAAGGCACUUCUCCAAUUUUAUAUACCACUAUGAGCAACACUUACCUCCUCAUGACACCACUGCUCAACCCUCUGGUCUAUAGUCUCAAAUCUCGACAGAUUAAGGCUGCCCUGCGCAAACGAUUUUGGGUGCAACGUGUCAUUGCUGGAGAAUGA
This is a messenger RNA of Chrysochloris asiatica (Cape golden mole), 957 nucleotides long. RefSeq names its product olfactory receptor 51G2-like. NCBI's taxonomy places the organism in Eukaryota, Metazoa, Chordata, Mammalia, Afrosoricida, Chrysochloridae. Gene Ontology annotation, biological process: G protein-coupled receptor signaling pathway. Gene Ontology annotation, molecular function: olfactory receptor activity; G protein-coupled receptor activity. The transcript has a single exon. The record is from RefSeq and is a predicted model, not a curated record. The coding region runs from base 1 to 957 and encodes 318 amino acids. Gene Ontology annotation, cellular component: membrane.